Molecule: messenger RNA, 4666 nt
Organism: Callithrix jacchus (white-tufted-ear marmoset)
Lineage: Eukaryota; Metazoa; Chordata; Mammalia; Primates; Cebidae
Gene: ENOX2
Product: ecto-NOX disulfide-thiol exchanger 2
Biological process (GO): ultradian rhythm
Cellular component (GO): plasma membrane; external side of plasma membrane
Molecular function (GO): RNA binding; oxidoreductase activity
Source: RefSeq, a predicted model, not a curated record
UCUCAUUAGCUCUCCCAGCAAUCCUGUGAAACAGUCAGGAUAGGUACUAUUAUCCCCAAUUAAUAAAUAAAGGGAACUUAGCCUCAAAGAAGUUAAGUGACUUGUCCAGAGUCACAUAGUUAGGAAGUUGAAAAACUGGAAGCUGAACCCAGGUUUCCUGAUACACAGCCCCAGUGCUCCCUCCUUUGGUUGUAUCAUGUUUCCUUCCAAAGACACUGUCUCCUUUUUGUUCCUACUCAUGAUUAAUUUUAAAAUCCAUCCAAAACUGAGCUUUAAUUUUGUGGAUAAGUAAAACUGAAGCACUUACAUGUAAAGUGCUUUCUUAACUCCCCUAUGAAGUGGGUCCUGCACAUAGCUCUUGGCUUUUCGCCUUCAUUUUAACUAAACUAUUUUUGGGUAGACAUAGACUUGUUUUUUAUGUUAAGUAUAUGCACAAAAGUUGUGUGAUCCACUGAUUAUAGGUGUGAAAGCUGCACUUGGGGAAUGGGACUAUGGAUGAAAAGUUGGCUUAAAAUAAUUAGCUUCUUGCCUUUGUGUUAAGAGAUGUCAUGUUCAAUAGAAUUUAAUUUCUCUGUACUUCCUUUGCUUCCAGGCUUUUAAAUACAGUUCUUUAGGGAAAAUUAGCAAAUAUUCAUUCUGAAUGUUGAUUUUUCAGGAACACGGGUAGCCAGAGGAAAGAAAAAGUAAAGGGGUGACUUUCUGUGUCCUAUAAGAGUGGGCAAGGAUUAUUUUGUUUGGAGCUGUGAGCUAAGAUUUCUUCCAAGGCAUGCAAAUUGUAAAGUUCUGAUUUGUCAACUGCGUGCUGUUUCUUUAGGCACUGAUGUAUGAAAUCCUGAACGAAUUCUCCGAUGAACAUACUGCUAAUUGCUUCUCCACCUGCUCUCCAACCUCCUCCACCCCACCCCCUCCACUCCCAAUUCAGCCUAUAAGUGUCCGUCAUUGGAGAUGGAUGGUGACACAUGCAGUAAUAGCAAUUCAUAAAAGCCAGUUCCAGCCCUUGUCUUCAAGGCUCCUGGAUUUUCCACUGCCUGCUUUUGUGUAAGUGAAGUGGAUGGAAGUGCUACUGGCAUCAGAAUCCUCCUCCCUAUGCUCCGUUGCUAAAGCUCAGUUGCUCGGCUGGAGCUGAGCUAAACAGAAGCGUCGGAUCUAAGCUGAAUUAUAGCUAUUUUUCUUUUCCUUCAAUGGGGUGGGUGGGUUAGGGAUAGGGUGUAGCGGGGGCUUGGGGUGCUUUGGCUUUUCUUCUUGUGGAGAGAAGAGGGUAAGGAGAGAAUAACUCACGAUAGGAUAUAACGUGAAACAGUUCCCUGAAGAGUGUCACAAUGUUCCUGGUACAAUAUACAGGAUUGAACCAGCUGCCCUUUGACCCUGCCAACAACAACGAGCCCCUGCAGUUUGGUAGUGCCAGUGGCCCUCUGGUCACAGAAGGCCUCAUUGAGAAUGGAGGGGAAUCAAGCAAGAAAAGAAAGAGAACAAAUACUCCUUCAGCUGAUAACAGUAGAACUCUGAAUGUGGAUUCCACUGCAAUGACACUACCUAUGUCUGAUCCAACUGCAUGGGCCACAGCAAUGAAUAAUCUUGGAAUGGCACCACUGGGAAUUGCUGGACAACCAAUUUUACCUGACUUUGAUCCUGCUCUUGGAAUGAUGACUGGAAUUCCACCAAUAACGCCAAUGAUGCCUGGUUUGGGAAUAGUACCUCCACCAAUUCCUCCAGAUAUGCCAGUAGUAAAAGAGAUCAUACACUGUAAAAGUUGCACGCUCUUCCCUCCAAAUCCAAAUCUUCCACCUCCUGCAACCCGAGAAAGACCACCAGGAUGCAAAACAGUAUUUGUGGGUGGCCUGCCUGAAAAUGGGACAGAGCAAAUCAUCGUGGAAGUUUUUGAGCAGUGUGGAGAGAUCAUUGCCAUUCGCAAGAGCAAAAAGAACUUCUGCCACAUUCGCUUUGCUGAGGAGUACAUGGUGGACAAAGCCCUGUAUCUGUCUGGUUACCGCAUUCGCCUGGGCUCUAGUACUGACAAGAAGGACACAGGCAGACUCCACGUUGAUUUUGCACAGGCUCGAGAUGACCUGUAUGAGUGGGAGUGUAAACAGCGUAUGCUAGCCAGAGAGGAGCGCCAUCGUAGAAGAAUGGAAGAAGAAAGAUUGCGUCCACCAUCUCCGCCCCCAGUGGUCCACUAUUCAGAUCACGAAUGCAGCAUUGUUGCUGAAAAAUUAAAAGAUGAUUCCAAAUUCUCAGAAGCUGUGCAGACCUUGCUCACCUGGAUAGAGCGAGGAGAGGUAAACCGUCGUAGCGCCAACAACUUCUACUCCAUGAUCCAGUCGGCCAACAGCCACGUCCGCCGCCUGGUCAAUGAGAAAGCUGCCCAUGAGAAAGAUAUGGAAGAAGCAAAGGAGAAGUUCAAGCAAGCCCUUUCUGGAAUUCUCAUUCAAUUUGAGCAGAUAGUGGCUGUGUACCAUUCCGCCUCCAAGCAGAAGGCAUGGGACCACUUCACAAAAGCCCAGCGUAAAAACAUCAGCGUGUGGUGCAAACAAGCUGAGGAAAUUCGCAACAUUCAUAAUGAUGAAUUAAUGGGAAUCAGGCGAGAAGAAGAAAUGGAAAUGUCUGAUGAUGAAAUAGAAGAAACAACAGAAACGAAAGAAACUGAGGAAUCAGCCUUAGUAUCACAGGCAGAAGCUCUGAAGGAAGAAAAUGACAGCCUCCGUUGGCAGCUCGAUGCCUACCGGAAUGAAGUAGAACUGCUCAAGCAAGAGCAAGGCAAAGCCCCAAGAGAAGAUGACCCAAACAAAGAACAGCAGCUGAAACUCCUGCAGCAAGCCCUGCAAGGAAUGCAACAGCAUCUACUUAAAGUCCAAGAGGAAUACAAAAAGAAAGAAGCUGAACUUGAAAAACUCAAAGAUGACAAGUUACAGGUGGAAAAAAUGUUGGAAAAUCUUAAAGAAAAGGAAAGCCGUACUUCUAGGCUGGGUACAUCAAACCAGGACAGCGACUACCCUCUUGAGAAGACGAUGAACAGCAGUCCUAUCAAAUCUGAACGUGAAGCACUGCUAGUGGGGAUUAUCUCCACAUUCCUUCAUGUUCACCCAUUUGGAGCAAGCAUUGAAUACAUCUGUUCCUACUUGCAACGUCUUGAUAAUAAGAUCUGCACCAGCGAUGUGGAGCGUCUCAUGGGUAGACUCCAGCAUACCUUCAAGCAGGAAAUGACUGGAGUUGGAGCCAGCCUGGAAAAGAGGUGGAAAUUCUGUGGCUUUGAGGGCUUGAAACUGACCUAAAUCUCUUUGCCUAACAACUUGGGAUCCCGAAUAUAUACGUAUGUGUUGCACAAGCAUAGAAAGUGAUUUGUAUUUUUAAUGAUUUUCAAGUAGAAAUUGCUUUGAAUUUGUCAAUUCAUUCCUGGAAAAUGUUUCAAGUUAAAAUAAGGAUCCUAGGACAGCACCUCAAGCUACAGACCCUAAAGAGAAAUUGCCUCAAACCGCAAGUGCUGUAACUUCCUCCCCUUUCUGUCAAUUGGUUGCAAAAGUCCUGAGGCUAAACAGUAUCUGGAGUGUUUUCAAUGUCUGUACUACUAGUGUAGACUUUGGUAUUUUUUCAAACACUGUUAACUGAAAUGUUUUGAUGAUUUGUAUGUGAUUUGUGUUUCUAAACUUCUCUUUACAUUAAUGUUGCCACUGGCGAAAGGGAUGAGAGCAGCGUUAAAUCCUCUGUGUAACUGUCAUUGUCUUUCCAAUCCCCAGUAGAGCAGUAAAUAAACAACACAUCAGUGUUUCUAGAAGGUGCCUGACCAGGUUCACCUUUUAAACGACAAAGCAUGGUUGUGGCUUUUUGCAAAAUUACUACGAACCAAAAGUUGUUCCAAAGUUCCAAAGUUGUUUUCUCUAACAUAUCACAUUAAAAAUCUGCUUCAGAAUUGUGAAAUGUACAUCCAGAUGUGUUUGCAGAAACAAAUAUCCAGUAUGACUGGGAUGUGUUCGUGCUAUUCAGAAUCACUUGUAAAUAGUCUGCUUUUAAAGGAGGGCAUGUUCAGUUUUCUGUGAAUUAAAACACAUUCGUGUGUGGGCACAAACACAUGCACGCACACACACAGUGGCAGAAGGGAUUUAUGUUGAUAUUCUUUCCCUUCUAGCCUCUUACAGUCUGUUGGUCCCUUUGCUUCUGUUGUCAGUGUAUUGAAUUGUAAACUGUGUACUGCUGUAAAUACUAUGUUUACUUCAUGCUGAAUGUUUGCAGAGACUUCAUAUGAGUAUUAAUAGUGAUGAAUCAAUGAACAAAUAAUGAGCCAGGAUGUGUGAGGCUUCCUACAAAUAGGUCAGCUCCACCUGGAGUGCGGAUUGCCAGAGACACCUCCAGUUCUGUAGUGUCGGUCGGCAAAUUGCAAUGACAUCAUUUGAGUGGACCAUUCAGUAACUUCUGAUUGGUGGAAAGGAAACGGAGAGGAUGGAGGUUUGAGGUGAAUAUCCUGAAACAGAGAUGGUCUUUGUUGUGUGUGGUGGUGGCUGUGGUACGUAAAAUAAUGCAAGUAUGCCCUCCCUUGAGUCUCUAUUGAAGAUAAAAGAAUGUACUGAAUAAGCAACGCCAAUGGAGAGUAUUUCAAGAAAAUACUUUGUAAAUGAGAUGCCAGUAGUGUUCAAAGUUGUAUUUUUAAAAGAUAAAUAUUCCUUUUUAUACCUCA